This is a messenger RNA of Meleagris gallopavo (turkey), 1230 nucleotides long. The record is from RefSeq and is a predicted model, not a curated record. Lineage: Eukaryota; Metazoa; Chordata; Aves; Galliformes; Phasianidae.
GAGUUAAAAACUCAGCCCUUGUGAUGAAUAUUUAAAAGCAGUGUUCAAGCUGGAGCCGAGGAUUUCUCCAGGGCUGGCAGCGCUGCAUCCCUCCCCAGCCCUGCCGCCCGCCUGGGCGCACUGCGGAGGAGGACGGGGCGUUGCAGCGGGGCUGCCAGCAUGGGGCCCCUGGGGCUGGGGGUAACUUUUGUCACUUUGCCUCUUGUCAUCCGAGCGGCUGCGGGAGGGCAGUGGUGCUACGACUCACAAGACCCGAAGUGUGGCCCCAGCCACUGGAAGGAGCUGAAGGCCACCUGCGGUGGUGACAAGCAGUCUCCAGUUAACAUUGACCGGCGCUGGCUGCAGCGGGAUGGCGGCCUUGGGGACAUCAUCUUUGAGGGCUAUGACCAGGCCCCCCCUGGCAAGUGGCGGCUGCUGAAUGAUGGGCACACGGUGAUGCUGAGCCUGGAGAGUGAGCCGGGUGCCGAGCACAUUGCCAUCAGUGGUGGGGGCCUCCCGGGCCGGUACCGUGCAUUGCAGCUGCACUUCCACUGGGGCAGCCCAUCUAGGAAUGGCUCUGAGCACACCGUGGAUGGGCAACAGCUCCCCAUGGAGCUGCACAUCGUCCACAUCAACGUCAAGUACCGCACCUUGGGGGAGGCCAAGGGGCACCCAAGUGGGCUGGCUGUGCUGGGCUGCUUCUUCCAGGUCUCAGAAGCCGCAAACUCCAACUACAACACUAUCAUUGGGGGACUGAGGAACAUCUCCCACGCUGGGCAGGCAGUGGACCUGGCCUCCACCUUCCGCCUUGGCACGCUGCUGCCGCACAUCGCGCAGCUCUCCCGGUACUACCGCUACCAGGGCUCUCUGACCACUCCUGACUGCAGCGAGGCUGUCAUCUGGACUGUGUUUGAGGAGCCCGUGGGCAUCAGCAGGGAGCAGCUGCAGGCGUUUGUCAGCACCGUACACUUCCCGGCCUCGGGCGCUGCGCCCCUGAAGAUGACCAACAACUUCCGUCCGCCACAACCGCUCCGCAGCCGCAAGGUCUUCUCCUCCCGGGAUGCCACGGCCAGCUGUGGGUGUCCCCGCUGUCCCUUCGCCCCGCUGCUCCUGCUGCCCCUGCUCGGCCCCUUCUCGUCUUCCCCUUAGGGCCCGGGUUCCCUGUUCCCUGUUCUUUGCAUAGUGGUGAGGAAACUUCUGGUUUAUGGGUGAUGGGGAAAAAAUGGUAAAAAGCAGCUGGGGCCGUCAGCC